Messenger RNA from Myzus persicae (green peach aphid), 823 nucleotides. RefSeq lists its product as uncharacterized. NCBI's taxonomy places the organism in Eukaryota, Metazoa, Arthropoda, Insecta, Hemiptera, Aphididae. The transcript has a single exon. The record is from RefSeq and is a predicted model, not a curated record. Bases 139 to 600 code for a protein of 153 amino acids.
AAUAAGAGCUGCGAAUCGGAAACGUAUUCACUUGCAGUCGCUCCUCCGUCUAUCGUCGUUGUAUCGUAAACGUAUCUAUACGACUCAUAUUAUUUGUCUGCCUCGAUCGAAAGUCUAGACAAAUAUAAAUAUACCAAAAUGAAUUCCUUCGGUUUCAUCGCUCUGGUCACUUUGUCGGUGGUGCUGUCCACCUCGGCCUACUACUACAGGACUUCUCCGAUUACGCUGUGCAUGAAGAGCGACUUCUCGUGGUGCACCAACGUGACUUAUCCCACAUAUUGCAUUAACAUGGACACCGUGGUCAUGAACGGCACCGGAAACAGCAACGGCACCGGAAACAGCAACAGCACCAGAAACUCAUCGAUUACCGCAUUCAAGACCAUCGAGUCGGUGAUUGUGACCGACGUCGACAGCACGGAGGACAAGUGCAUCGUGUUCUACGACACUUACAACUGCCAGGGCCAGAGCCUCGUGAUCAACGGUUCCAAGCACCCUUCGGCCAACCUCCACGAUUUCAGGUUCUCCAACAAAGCACAGUCCUACAGACAGUGCACCGAACGAGUGCUCUCCUAUCUCCGGGACAACAACUCCAACAACUAGGUUUAAGGUAUAAAGGCAAAUCCAACAACAACGGCUGUCCGAGUAAUUUAGUUACGCCAAAGAUUAGAGAUAUAAUAUUAUUAAAGAAACACAUUUUAUCACCACAAAAUGUAUGAUGGCUAAUCGUCAGAAUUAUUAAACAUUAACAUGAUCUAUUUGAUUUGUUUAGUUACAUAAAAUAUAAAUUAUAAUAAAAAGUUUUGAUCAAAAAAUGUCCACUUUA